CUAUGUCACUUCCGCUCCCCGGGCUUUGCGGAUCUGGGGAAGGUGAGGUUGGACAGCAUUGUUUCUCUUCCGGCGCUGUACACUGUUUUAGAGAAGGCGUUAGGAUCGCUGCCAGACCAGGCCUUCGCGUUUCUGGUCAGGUAGUACCGGUACGGUGGCCGAGGAGGUUUGAGCGCGCCGGAAGUCGUCCUCGGCGCUCGCGCCUGUCUGGGCUACAGACGCACGUGGCGCGGCCGGAGAGAACAUGUCUUUCCGAGGAGGAGGAGGUCGCGGAGGCUUUAAUCGCGGAGGCGGAGGCGGCGGCUUCAACCGUGGCGGCGGCGGUAACAACAACCACUUCCGAGGGGGCGGUGGCGGCGGCAAUUUUAGAGGCGGCGGCCGAGGAGGGUUUGGACGAGGGGGCGGUCGUGGAGGCUUUAAUAAAUUCCAAGAUCAAGGACCUCCAGAACAUGUCGUCUUGUUAGGCGAGUUUAUGCAUCCCUGUGAAGAUGACAUCGUUUGUAAAUGUACCACAGAGGAGAACAAGGUGCCAUACUUCAAUGCUCCUGUGUUUUUAGAAAACAAAGAACAGAUUGGGAAAGUGGAUGAGAUAUUUGGACAACUUAGAGAUUUUUAUUUUUCAGUCAAACUAUCAGAAAACAUGAAGGCAUCGUCCUUUAAAAAGCUCCAGAAGUUUUAUAUAGAUCCGUAUAAGCUGCUGCCAUUGCAGAGGUUUCUACCUCGUCCUCCUGGCGAGAAAGGACCUCCCAGAGGUGGAGGUGCUGGUGGCAGGGGAGGUCGAGGAGGAGGAAGAGGAGGUGGUGGCCGAGGUGGUGGAAGAGGUGGUGGCUUUAGAGGUGGAAGAGGUGGAGGUGGGGGCUUCAGAGGAGGAAGAGGAGGUGGUGGAUUCCGAGGAAGAGGACAUUAGAUGUGGCAGUUGGCAGACCUCACAUCUUCUGUUUUUUCUGCGUGAUCUUCUGCUGUGAUUGAAGUCUGUCUGGAGUCUUGAGGAUGCCGCUCUGUCAGUGGAGCUGAAUCGUCUGUCAGCACUGGAUAGAAACAAGUGGGGCAGAACAGUUGUUUGUGCCCAGAAAAAGCAUGAAGACCCCGCUUUGUGCAGUACCUGGGACUUAAGCCUGGUGGGUGCUUAAGGAACAACAGGACUUCUCCUCUGAAGCAUACUUUGAGUUUUUUAAAUAAAAUUUUUUAUUUCUUUAA
This is a messenger RNA of Microtus ochrogaster (prairie vole), 1197 nucleotides long. RefSeq names its product GAR1 ribonucleoprotein (gene Gar1). Lineage: Eukaryota; Metazoa; Chordata; Mammalia; Rodentia; Cricetidae. Gene Ontology annotation, biological process: ribosome biogenesis; snoRNA guided rRNA pseudouridine synthesis. Gene Ontology annotation, molecular function: box H/ACA snoRNA binding. The record is from RefSeq and is a predicted model, not a curated record. Gene Ontology annotation, cellular component: box H/ACA snoRNP complex.